CAUGACCGUUAGAAAACAAUUUUUGAAGCGGUUCCUCGAAUCCCGGUUUAGUACAUUGUGGAAUGUACAGCGAGGAGCUACUGUGUUACGCAGCUCCGUAUGAUGCUAUCGAGAAAAAGAAUGCCGAGCUCGAUCGGAUCGAGGUUUUGCGUCGUCGAUGCACGACUUUCCGACCUAGCGUUGCGUCGGAUUCGUUUCUUGGGGCUCGUUCGAGCGCUCGUUAAAAUUAAUCCGGAUUUCACAUUUUUACCUAGUAGCCCGUAUAUGUGGCAACAGGGCAAAUCUUUUCCUGCUGGGUGCUCUGCCACUUCCUAGUCAAAAGAAUUUCCUCAAGCACAAACAAAAAUAUAUUUAUACCGAGGUUGAGGAUCGACGAAACCGCGUGCGUUCGAACGGGCACGACGGACGGUUAUCUCGGAGAGAUUUUCCUCGUACUCGGGACAGCCUCGGCACCAGUUUUUUGAGAGCAAAUCAUUUCGAAAACGUCGGUGAGCGUCGCGCCGUACAUUACCUUCAAGACCCGUGUUUCACGUUAUUUGAGCGCACCCUUUAAUUCGGCUUCGCCUGAACGUGAGUGGAUUUGUUUACGUUAAAUAGCGUAAAGUUUACGAUCCGCUGAAAAGAGUUUCCGCUACCCGUAAAUACGCUCUUGCACAUGAACGCGUACGUAUACGUACGUACUACACGUACAUAGAUUUACGUUCAACACUGUCAAAACUCAAAGGAUUUUGGCGAAAUUCAUAUGUCAAGACUGAUCGAAGCGUCGCUGUUAUGGUUCCUUAAAUAGUUUGGAGUACGUCGCAAAGGACGGACUCUUGUAUAUAUUAAGGUUUGCCCGUGUCGAUGGAUCGACAAUGGUAUCGCUACCAUAGAGACACGACGCGUACCGAGAACAUGGAGCGACAAAAGUAUUAUACGUGACAAAAGUACCGCUAAUGGUUCUUCGCCAAUUUUCUGGUCAUCCUCCCGAUAAAGACAUGGAGGAACCCGUGAAAAAGAAACAGCGCGUCAAAAGCGACGACGACGAGGACGACGUCUCGGAGAUGGAGAGGUUUCAAAAUAGCCUGCUGGCGCAAUGUUUGUGUAAUAUUCCUGAAAGUACUCUACGUAAGCCGUUCAUUUGUACGGUUCAAGCUAUAGGCGGAGGCUAUAGAUCGACGAUACUGUCGGAAUGGGAACCGGACAAGACUCUGCAGUUCAUUAGUGCCUUACAACUCCUUUUCGACUUAGCCAUCAGGCAAAAUACAAGAGGAGUCAUGUGUAGCAGGGUAGCGGACGUCUGCGAGGCGCUUUCCAGGAACGAACAUGGUAUUAUAGAUCAAAUAAUCGAUCUUUCUUGCACCUCCAACAAGUUCAUAUCGUUCACAGCGAGCAGAGCACUCGCUGCGUUCUUUAUCAUAACAAAGGAGAAUAUCGAAGCAUCGUGGCUGGAAAGGUUGACGCAGUCCCUAAUGAACACUCACUCCCCGAGUCAGAUGUUAUUUACCCUGGAUGUAAUAAAAAGGGUAGUGGAGCACAAAGACUGCAGUAUUCAUCCGAUAAGCGACUCCGAGAGUACCAUUCCCCCACCCGGGUGCAACACCCUGACCAUCUCCGAUCCGGAAAGCUUGGACAGCACUCCGGUUAAGGCAAUGUGCGUGAAAGCCUUGGAAUCAAAAUGGACGACGUUGGUUUCCAAGUUCGAUGCCAUUCUUGGAUCCUACACGCCGCAGCACGAAUCCGCCGUUAUCACGUUCCUGGACCUGUGGGAGUCCAUAAUAUCCGUGAAGGCAAAUUUAUCCGUCAUAGAUACGAAAUUGUUUUACUCCCAGUUGGACAAUCUGGUAAUACUCUUAAACGGUAACAUACCCGGCGUCAUCUGGAGGCAUCUCUUAGGGCUGUUCAACGAAGUAUUAUGCUACGGAAGCACUUUGGCUCUGCAGGACGUCCUUCCGGACGAGCCCUGCUCCUUGGCUCACCUGGUGGUACGAGCCGUCAAAGACUGGAGGCUUUUGGAUUCGCUGCCAUAUAGGCAUGGCUCCGGGAGAUUCGGCGGUGGCUCCGGAGAUGGAGACCGACCGCUUCUGCAGAAAGUCGUCCUGUUAGUUUUAAAAAGUGUCGCGGUAACGGUGAAGGAGACGCGAAGUGACUCGAGCGACUCGUCCCUGGGCUCCGAGGCGGAGGACUUGGAUGCCGACAUGGCGGUCAUCGAGCGCAGCAUCAGAGAGGUGCUACGCCAACUGGACCAGUGCGUCAAGGCGUUGAUGCCCUUUCAUCCGGAAAUGUCUCUCUCUCAGUGGGUCGUCCAAAUGUUCCACGACCAGGAUGACUUUCUGAUCGAAGGCAUGGUGUGCUGUUUGGACGUGGCGGUGGGACUCUUUUACAGAGGCCCACCGCAGAAUGAUCUCGGUCACAUGCUCAGCCCUACGUUGACGUUCAUACAAUUUGUCCGCGCCGUUUCGCACGACCCCGACGUACUCCUGGAUUUGUUGGUCAGCAACGAGACCUGCUUUCUGCUGUACCUCCUUAGAUUUCUAAAAUACGUCAGGCGAAAUUGGUCGGAGUUCAUAACAUGCUGCGGAAGAGAAUUGGACGAUAUCAUGACAGUACUGAUAAGGCUCAGACUAGCGAUAGAUAGGCUCGUAUCUAAAGCUUUAUUUCCGUAUAACAUUAAUCCGGUGUUGCGUCUAUUGGAGAAGUGCGAGUCCUUCUACGAGGGCAACAUUGAGAACUAACGAGCCUGGGUAUUAAGAAUAAACUUA
Orussus abietinus is the source of this 2741-nucleotide messenger RNA. It is a transcript of the gene lin, whose product is annotated as protein lines. NCBI's taxonomy places the organism in Eukaryota, Metazoa, Arthropoda, Insecta, Hymenoptera, Orussidae. Bases 936 to 2714 code for a protein of 592 amino acids. The record is from RefSeq and is a predicted model, not a curated record. The transcript is spliced from 2 exons.